UGAGAGUAGGGGUUCCUUUAUAGGGGAGAUCACACCCCCUGCACAAAAACAUCCCAAAGAGCACUGGUAUAGAGUUUGCGUUGGAGAGGUGGAGAGAUCCCUGGGAGGAAGUGGUAAAAGGCGAGGCGGAAACACCCCUCUUUGAUGCUGCGAGGUGCGUCAGGGAAAGUUGGAUUACAUUUCGCCCGGGAUGCGGACCCCCGCCCCAUUUGGCCACAAGGCUCCCCUCCGCCCUCGCCUCAGAGGAGAUGAGCAGGACCCCAGCCGUGAACCUUAUCUCUCUUGCCUCCCUCCCGCCCAUCCGCACUCCUAUAGAGGCUGAGACUUUAUUAAGGCCGGAUCGGUUCAGGGCUGAGCCAUUUGCUUAGAGGAACUCGGGACCUGGCGGAAGCGUGAAGCGUCGAGCGACGGAAAGAACACGGAACCGGGUCCGAGGACAAGGUGUUCCACACAGAUUCUCCUGACUUUAAGGACCAGGCAAUUGGGGAGGUACCAGGUCUUCCCAGGAAGGGAGGAGAUCUUGGGAAGAGAGGGGAAAGACAGCAGACACAGCCCUGGGACCAGCCGAGCUUGAGGCGCUGCUGACAGAACCCAGCAAGAGGAGUGGGAAGGAGCCCCAGCUCCAGUUCCAAAAGAUCUGAACUCAGUCUACUUUUCACCAGAGAGGGCCCGCCUCAGGGGUCACUCCAAACUUGGGUUGGGCCCUUCUCUGGAUGCCUCUUGCUCUGUGGAGCCUGCUGCUGAGAACCAAAGAAGAUAAGAGAACAGGCCGAUUUCCCCAAGCACAACCUAGGACAACCCCAGGCAGGAAUCUGCACCACUAGUGGCAGGUGUCCGCGUCUAGUGAGGAGUUUCUUGUUUCCCUCCGGCUUAGGCUGCAUUGCUUGAUGGGGCUGCCUGUUGGUGGAUCAAUUUUUGCAGUGCCUGGUAGGAGCGGAGAGCCGCAGGACAAGCCUGGGUUCACCCCAAGACUAAGUUCUUUCCCGAGUUAGAGAAAGAGAGAGAGAAGGGGAGAAAGUGGGAAAAGAAAGUGCUCCUCUCCUCUCCUCCCUGCCCGUCAUGUCCUCUAAGCUGGAGCCAAAGGACGUCCACCAGCUGAACGGGAUUGGCCCUACUCCCUCUCCCUGUUCUUCAGAUGGCCCCGGGCGCGAGCCCUUGGCUGGGACCUCAGAGUUCCUGGGGCCUGAUGGGGCUGGGGAGGAGGUGGUGGUGAUUGAGUCUCGGGCCAACGCCAAGGGGGUUCGGGAGGAGGACGCCCUGCUGGAGAACGGGAGCCAGAGCAAUGAAAGUGACGAUGUCAGUACGGACCGCGGCCCUGCACCACCCUCCCCUCUCAAGGAGACUUCCUUUUCCAUCGGGCUGCAAGUGCUGUUCCCCUUCCUCCUGGCAGGCUUCGGGACUGUGGCUGCCGGCAUGGUGCUGGACAUCGUGCAGCACUGGGAGGUCUUCCAGAAGGUGACAGAGGUCUUCAUCCUGGUGCCGGCGCUCCUGGGGCUCAAGGGAAAUCUGGAAAUGACUCUGGCGUCAAGGCUGUCCACCGCAGCCAACAUUGGACAAAUGGAUACACCCAAGGAGCUCUGGCGGAUGAUCACUGGGAACAUGGCCCUCAUCCAGGUGCAGGCCACGGUUGUGGGCUUCUUGGCAUCCAUUGCCGCCGUCAUCUUUGGCUGGAUACCCGAUGGCCACUUCAGUAUCCCACAUGCCUUCCUGCUGUGUGCCAGCAGUGUGGCCACAGCCUUCAUUGCCUCCCUGGUGCUGGGUAUGAUCAUGAUUGGAGUCAUCAUUGGCUCUCGGAAGAUUGGGAUCAACCCAGACAAUGUGGCCACACCCAUUGCUGCCAGCCUGGGCGACCUCAUCACCUUGGCACUGCUCUCGGGCAUCAGCUGGGGACUCUACUUGGAACUGAAUCACUGGCGAUACAUCUACCCCUUGGUGUGUGCCUUCUUCGUGGCCCUGCUGCCUGUCUGGGUGGUGCUGGCACGACGAAGCCCAGCCACAAGGGAGGUGUUGUAUUCGGGCUGGGAGCCUGUCAUCAUUGCCAUGGCCAUCAGCAGUGUGGGAGGCCUCAUCCUAGACAAGACUGUCUCGAACCCCAACUUUGCAGGGAUGGCUGUCUUCACACCUGUGAUUAAUGGUGUUGGGGGAAAUCUGGUGGCAGUGCAGGCCAGCCGCAUCUCCACCUUCCUGCACAUGAAUGGGAUGCCUGGAGAGAACUCUGAGCAAGCUCCUCGCCGCUGCCCCAGUCCUUGCACCACUUUCUUCAGUCCUGAUGUAAAUUCCCGCUCGGCCCGGGUCCUCUUCCUUCUCGUGGUCCCAGGACACCUGGUAUUCCUCUAUACCAUCAGCUGUAUGCAGGGCGGGCACACCACCCUCACGCUCAUCUUCAUCAUCUUCUACAUGACAGCUGCACUGCUCCAGGUGCUGAUUCUCCUGUACAUCGCAGACUGGAUGGUGCACUGGAUGUGGGGUCGCGGCCUGGACCCAGACAACUUCUCCAUCCCUUACUUGACUGCUCUGGGAGACCUGCUUGGCACUGGGCUCCUGGCACUCAGCUUCCAUGUCCUCUGGCUCAUUGGGGACCGAGACACGGAUGUCGGGGACUAACUUGGCCACUCAACCUUUUCCCUGUCCCUCUGCACUUUCUAUUUGAAUUUUUUUUCUUUUGUUCCCCUACCCCGCUAUCACACCCCACACUCUUGAAUCUUUUGAGGACUUCACUUUGAUACCAAAUUCUCAUUAUUUUCAAUGGGAAUUUUUAUACAUUGAGCCAAGUUUGGAUAGCAAGAAUUCAGGAAGGACAGAUGGACUGAAAUAAGCAGUACAAGUAAGUUUCUGAGACAAUCACCAAGUGCAAUUUCAUGGUGGGUGCCUCCGAGUGAGGUGGAUUGGGGCAGGGGAUUUCUGUCUGAGAUCUGGAGACAUUUGGUUUAGCUUUAGUCACCUCAGUCUUGGCCCUAAUGAGAAACCCUUUGUGAGUGGGCUAUGGCUUUUGUUGUUUUCUUUGUUCUUUUUUUAGUUGUUACUUAGGGAUAAGUAACACUACACACACACACACACACACACACACACACACACUUGUAGAAGUGGACCAAUGUCAGAGCACUGGGCAGGAGACAAGUGGUUCAGUAAUUCCAGCCCUUUCCUCAGCCAUCUGGACCGAGGCCGUGCUGCUCUCAGAGGGACACGGACCAGCUUCAGUUCAUGCACAUGCCUCUCCCCCCCCGCCCCCCGCCCCCCGCCCGAUUGCCUGGUCAACAUCACCAGCCCUCCCUCUGAUUCGUUUCCAUUUGAAUGUCACAGUGGAGAAGAAAUGAGUGGUGUCCUGGUCUCCCUGUUGAAUCAUGUCCACCCAUAGUUUUCCCAAGGUCCCUGUCCUCCUCCUUAGGCUUUCGUCUCUGUUCAGACCUCCUCUCUCGUUGUCUCUAAGCACUCCUCCCCAGAGCCUGCUAGGUGAGGUCCUGAGAUUGGGGACAGGAAGGGUAUGUGUAUGACUUGGAGGUCAAGGACAACCAGCGGUGUUUUGUUGCUGCUGUUUUUCCUGAGGACAUAAUCACAUGAUCACCUUGGCCUCUGUCACUUCCUAAAAGCACUUAUUUCACUGUGCCACAAGGGUCAGGUAUCCUGUCCUGGGCUCCUGCCCACAAAUGUUCAUUCUUCAUUCAUUCAGUAAAUCCAGCCUCCCCAAGAUAAGCACUUCUGCAGGUCUGGUCUGAAACAGUCAUUGAGCACUAGAUAUGGUGUAGGGAUUGAGCAGGCCCUGACUAGCCAGAGUAAAGGAAUCACAGCUAACCUCACCUCAUCCCCCAGCCUCUGGAGGCCACAUACCCCCCUGCAAUCUGGCAGAGAAAGUUCCCUCCACAUAUUUGGAUCUGUUUCACCAAACUACAUUCAGCCUAAUUCUCCUUUCAGACCCCAUCUGUGCAAUGCUGACCACAGCCCAGGCCACCAACCCCAUUGCUUAACCCCACAGCAGCCCUGCUCCCCUUCCCUUUCCUCCACCUCUGCUCCUCACACACCCAGAAGGGGAUUUGGAGCUAGCAUGCCAGACAUCACCUGCCUGCUUCUACUUCUCUCUGCCUAGCACAAAACUGGGAGAAGCCAGAGCCUCCACCUCUUCCCCUUUCCCCCUGAACAGCUCAGAAAGCCAGCCACACUCAUGUGUGAAUGUAGGCAUUGGGCUGCAGGCUUUUUCUAGCCUGUCAGAAGCAUCCCUAUAAGCCCUCUCCUCUGGACCCUCAGAGCCCACCUCCCAGGGAGGUGUGAGCAAUGGGCUCAUCCUUAUCAGCACUAUGCCUUCACCCAGGAGCUUACCCUAGACCUCCGGAGUAUCCGUUCCCUUCAUCUCCCAGGCCACCUUCGGGAAUCUAGAACCUUAGAAUCGGAAGGAGUCAUAGAGGUUAUUUUUGGAGUUGUGUCCAGCAGAGUCCAUUAACAUCAGCCUGAGCUUGUUUCUGCUCUGGACUCCUUUUGCCUUUUCCUCCACCUCAGAACACACCUGCACACAGACUCUUGUACAGGUACCCUACCCUGAGGCUGGGGUCCAGCAUUCUCCAACACUCGCCCUCCCCUAUCUCUGGAGUUCAACCGGGCUGUCCUCGAGGCCUCUGGAGCACCCAUCCUCCUUUGCCUAGAAAACAGAGAAGUGGGCACACCCGGGCCUCGGAGCAUGUGAGCAGAGGAAGAUGGGAGGGAGGGAAGGAAAAUGAAAGUGACUUCAACGGAGGAUUCAUUUCUCUCCCCCUGAUUGCACCAACUGCAUGUACUUUUGGCCUGGCUGCAAGAAGCAAUAUUGGUUUACUCUUGUAUCCUUCAAAAGUUACAGAACUGUGUCUUAAGAGAAUUAUUUAUAGUUACUAUAACUGAAUUGACAAAUGUCAACUUAACUGAUAAAUUAUAUUUGGUAAAAUAAAGAGGAUGUUUAUUUAGA
This is a messenger RNA of Chinchilla lanigera (long-tailed chinchilla), 4927 nucleotides long. It is a transcript of the gene Slc41a1, whose product is annotated as solute carrier family 41 (magnesium transporter), member 1. Gene Ontology annotation, cellular component: plasma membrane. Gene Ontology annotation, molecular function: monoatomic cation transmembrane transporter activity. The transcript is spliced from 11 exons. Gene Ontology annotation, biological process: monoatomic cation transport. NCBI's taxonomy places the organism in Eukaryota, Metazoa, Chordata, Mammalia, Rodentia, Chinchillidae. The coding region runs from base 1060 to 2604 and encodes 514 amino acids. The record is from RefSeq and is a predicted model, not a curated record.